Molecule: messenger RNA, 741 nt
Organism: Phytophthora sojae
Lineage: Eukaryota; Oomycota; Peronosporomycetes; Peronosporales; Peronosporaceae
Exons: 1
Coding region: 36-515 (159 amino acids)
Biological process (GO): iron-sulfur cluster assembly; intracellular iron ion homeostasis
Cellular component (GO): mitochondrial matrix; cytoplasm
Molecular function (GO): ferrous iron binding; 2 iron, 2 sulfur cluster binding
Source: RefSeq, a predicted model, not a curated record
GUCGGUGGAAGAAGACCCCCGAAGCUCGAAGCAUCAUGAUCGCUCGCUCGGCUUUGAAGCGCUCCCUGGGCGCGUUCUCGGCGGCCCGCAAGGCCGCCCCCGCCCCCGCGUUCGCGCAGCAGACGCGCAUGUACCACGAGAACGUGAUCGACCACUACGAGAACCCGCGCAACGUCGGCGCCAUGGACAAGAACGCCAAGGACGUGGGCACGGGCCUCGUGGGCGCCCCCGCCUGCGGCGACGUGAUGAAGCUGCAGAUCCAGGUGGACGAGAACGGCACCAUCGUGGACUCGAAGUUCAAGACGUUCGGCUGCGGCUCGGCCAUCGCGUCCUCGUCGGUGGCCACCGAGUGGCUCAAGGGCAAGAGCGUGGAGGAGUGCCUCAAGAUCAAGAACACGGACAUCGCGUCGCACCUGAAGCUGCCGCCCGUCAAGCUGCACUGCAGCAUGCUGGCGGAGGACGCCAUCAAGGCCGCCAUCUCGGACUACAAGCGCAAGCAGGCCGCGUCGGGCUAAGGUGGCACAGGAUAGCAACGGUCUUGUCGUCGCCGCGCUCGCUCCUCGUCUUCGUUGAGGCAGAAGAUUUCCAGGCAGGACGCGAGCAACGCCGGCGCUCGGUGCGGGCAUGCUUGGCCCGCACUCGGGGGAAGACAGGUCAAAGAAAAGCAUACAGUAUUGGAGGAGAGAGAGGAGAAAAGCUGUGAAAUAAUCAGUUGCUAAUUUAUUGCCCGCCAUCAACCAC